Molecule: messenger RNA, 1765 nt
Organism: Cylicocyclus nassatus
Lineage: Eukaryota; Metazoa; Nematoda; Chromadorea; Rhabditida; Strongylidae
Source: the annotation of a GenBank genome assembly
AUGAGACGUAAUGAGCGCUUUGUCGCAUCGACUCGAGUGAAAGUCAUCCAUAGCGCUCAUUCAUCUCCUUUGUUCUCAACCUUUUCAGUUAGCAUCGUCUCACAAACUCAAUACACAUGCGCUAGCAUGGCCGAUAACAACGUCACUCACGGUAAUACAUUCAUCCGUUCAGCGUCAGCCCAAGGGCUUGCUGGCCUUUUUACCUGGGCUGCCUUAUUAAUCACAAGCCACCAGAUUUAUCAACAUCUCCGGUGGUAUUCAUGUCCGACAGAACAGAGGUGGAUUGUGCGCAUCCUUUUCAUCGUACCAAUAUACGCAUUCGAUUCGUGGUUGAGUCUCAUAUUCUUCUCGGACAAUGUGUACAUUUAUUUCAAUUCUAUUAGGGACUGUUACGAAGCAUUCGUAAUCUAUUCAUUUCUAUCGUUAUGCUACGAAUAUCUCGGGGGAGAAAGUAAUAUUAUGGCAGAAAUACGAGGAAAGCCUAUCAAGCCAACGAACUAUUACACUUGUACUUGCUGUCUUGCUGGGAAACAGUAUACGAUUGAAUUCUUGCGUUUCUGCAAGCAGGCUACUCUCCAAUUCUGUUUCAUCAAACCAGUCAUGGCUGUGAUCACCCUGUUCUUGGUUGGUAUGGGCAAAUACGAGGACGGAAACUGGAGAGCGGAUCAAGGUUAUCUCUACAUCACCCUCGUGUACAACGUUUCGAUUUCUCUUGCCCUCUACGGACUGUUUCUUUUCUACACAGCGACCAAAGAGCUUUUGAGUCCCUACAGCCCGGUGUUGAAGUUCUUAACGGUCAAAAGCGUGAUCUUCUUGUCAUUUUGGCAAGGUUUGCUCAUUGCUAUCUUGGGAGCCACAUCUGCCAUUGAUCCAGUUGUGGAUUCCAAUGGAAAUGUCGUUAUCAACAAAGGGACCGUUGCUGCGGGAUAUCAAAACUUCUUGAUUUGCAUCGAGAUGUUCUUCGCGGCAAUCGCUCUUAAAUUCGCAUUCGGUGUUUCCGCUUAUGCAGACGCACAUUCAGUCAGCCAUUCGAAUGAUGGGCGUCCGGUCACGCUGCAGUCUAUCAGUUCAUCUUUGAAGGAGACUAUGAAUCCAAAAGAUAUCAUGCAGGAUGCUAUACAUAACUUCCAUCCUCAAUAUCAACAGUACACCCAGCAUUCCAACCCGCAGCGCUCGGGUCAGUCAAGCAGCAGCAAGAUGCCGGACGUCAACGAGUCGAACAACGCUGGUCCAGAGGAGACGACCACGUUCCAGUCAGACGCCCAACGAACGACUAUGGAUCAGUGGCCCUCCAUGCCGCAUCAGCGAUCCGGCUACAAUCCACUGCUUUGAAUGAUCAACCCCUACUUGACCUCUAGUCUUUGCAAUCAAUUUUUGGCAGCGGGGGCGAGUACUAGCCAAGACGAGCAGCGAUUAGCGAGUAGUUCUGGCGGAGCCAACUAUUCAAGCAUGGCCCAUACUGGUGCUCACGGCGUCUCAACACCUACGACACCAGGUGUACCUACUGGCAAUUUACUUGAUGCAUAGUCGUCAUCUUGUUUGGUGUUGGGUCGUUACUGAAUGUUCUCAUUUCAACAUCGUAGAUAUCAUCAUCAUGUCUUGACGAGCUGGGUUUGAGAAGUUCUAUCGUGUUGUCUUCUUUUCGUGUACCUGUGACGUUCUUCAUGUUGUUGCUUUCAUUUUUACUUUGUGAGCCAUAUUUCAGGAUUAAACUCUUUUUCAUCAGCGAUCUGUUCGUGUUUGUCUGCUGUGGUGAAUGCAGCUU